This is a messenger RNA of Sinocyclocheilus rhinocerous, 3585 nucleotides long. RefSeq lists its product as uncharacterized. The transcript has 13 exons. Gene Ontology annotation, molecular function: nucleic acid binding. Bases 7 to 2703 code for a protein of 898 amino acids. The record is from RefSeq and is a predicted model, not a curated record. Lineage: Eukaryota; Metazoa; Chordata; Actinopteri; Cypriniformes; Cyprinidae.
GGAUCAAUGGCGGCUUCGCUUGGAGAAUACAUGCUGAAAACUAAGUUCACCGUUGCUUUAUUUGCAGUGUUUGCAUUACUUCUGCACGGUGCAUCUGAUGUGGGCACAGACACAGUGUCUGUGUUUGCGAUGAAGGGAGAUUCAGUCACUCUUCACACUAAUAUUACAAUAAACCAACGAGAAAGAUUUAAAUGGUAUUUUAUUGAUGAUCUCAUCGCUCAAAUCAAUGGAGAUCAACGUUAUAUCUGCACAGAUGUUAAGUGUAAUAAAGAAGAUGAGAGAUUCAGAGACAGACUGAAGCUGGAUCAUCAAUCUGGUGAUCUCACGAUCACAAACAUCAACACUUCAGAUGAUGGAGUUUAUCGACUACAGACCUUCAGCAGCAGCCACAUUGGAAACACUUUCAAAGUUGUUGUUCAUGAUGUCCCUGCUGAUAUGAAGAGAAAGUCGCUGAUGGAGGGAGAAUCUGUCACUUUAGACACUCCUGGAGUAAAAAACCCAAAUGAUGUGAUCAAGUGGUAUUUUAAUGACACUCGCAUCGCUGAAAUCACUGGAGAUCAGACUCAAAUCUGUGAAGAUGUUCAGUGUACUGAGAGAUUCAAAGACAGACUGAAGCUGGAUCAUCAAACUGGAUCUCUGACCAUCACAAACACCAGAACCACAGACUCUGGACUUUAUAAACUACAGAUCAAAUCCAGCAGAAACCACUACAGUGUCACCAGCAUUAUGAGCUUCAGUGUUUCUGUGACUGAUUCAGGUCUGUCCUCAGCUGUUAAAGCAGGAAUAUAUGUUGCUGUUGUUCUGAUGAUGGCUGCAGCUGUGGUUGGUGUGAUUUACUAUCACCUCAGGAGCUCCAUAAAGGAUGAAGAAAGCCCUCAAGAUCGGAGAGGAUCCCAACAGGAUCAGUGUGAAGACACUGAUGCAUUAUUCCCAUUUAAAAUGGCUAGAAGACCUACUGGGGGUGGACGCCAACGCCUGUUCACCCAACAGCAGGAACUUGCCAUAGUGAACCUAGUCAGAGCAAACAAUGCAAUCCGUCUCCACCAGCUACAGCAACAAAUACUUGCAGAUAGGCAAGUAUUCAACAACAUAAAUCGAGUAAGCAUUACAACUAUCAGACGCAUCUUGGUAAAGCACAACAUGACCAUGAAGCAAUUGUACAGGGUCCCAUUUGAGAGGAACAGUGUCAGGGUCAAAGAACUUCGACAUGAAUAUGUACAGAGAAUCUUGGACAUGGAUGGAGCUGCCCAGCCGCAUGAAUGUAUUUACAUUGACGAGGCUGGAUUCAACCUUAGCAAAAACAGACGACGGGGACGUAAUAUAAUUGGCCAAAGGGCAAUUUUGCACGUCCCGGGGCAGCGCGGGGGAAAUAUCACAUUGUGUGCUGCCAUAAGUCUUCGAGGCCUACUGCACCAUCAUGCCAAACUGGGUCCCUAUAAUGCGCAACACAUCAUCACAUUUCUAGAUGCACUUCAUGAUGCAGUUGGACAGGAUGGACCAGAGCAGCCCAGGUUUGUUGUUGUCUGGGAUAAUGUUAGUUUCCAUCGGGCUGCUCUGGUCCAGAACUGGUUCACCAACCAUGAUCACUUUGAAGUUCUGUACUUGCCCCCUUACUCGCCAUUUCUAAAUCCUAUAGAGGAAUUUUUUCCGCUUGGAGAUGGCGCGUAUAUGACCGCCAACCACAUGCCCGUAUGCCUCUUCUGCAGGCAAUGGAACAGGCCUGCGGAGACAUUGAGUUUCACCGCGCCUGUGCGCCUUUGCGGUAACCGGUGCAGUGUGGUUACUGGCCUGGGCUCGAUGGCGGCGCCGGUUGUUGGAGGAUUGACGGGGAAGUUUUUCGUUAGUGCGGCGGUGUUUGCAUGGCUCGCGCACGGUUUCCUCAGCGUGGAUGCAGAUAACAUCUCGGUGUCAGUGGUGGAGGGAGAUUCAGUGACUCUACUCACCGAUGUUAAAAUUAGCCAACAAGAGAGAAUGAAGUGGUAUAUGAAUGACAUUCGCAUUGCUCAAAUCAUUGACAGUCAGAGAAAGAUCUGUACAGAUGUUCAGUGUGAUGAGAGAUUCAGAGGCAGACUGCAGCUGGAUCAUCAGACUGGAGCUCUGACCAUCAUGAACAUCAGAACCACAGACUCUGGACUUUAUCAACUACUGAUCAGCAGCAGCAGCAGCAUUGAAGAGAAAUUCAAUGUGUCUGUCCAUGGUGUUUCUGCUGAUGAGCGAAAUCAAAUGAAGAGAACGUCAGUGAAGGAGGGGGGAUCUGUCACUUUAGAUCCUGGAGUAAUAAAAAACCCAAAUGAUGUGAUGAUGUGGUAUUUUAAUGGCACUCUUAUGAAUGAAAUCGAUGGAGAUCCCAUUAAGAUCUGUGAAGAUGUUCAGUGUACUGAGAGAUUCAGAGACAGACUGAAGCUGGAUCAUCAGACUGGAUCUCUGACCAUCACAAACACCAGAACCACAGACUCUGGACUCUAUCAACUAGAGAUCAGCAGCCAUCAAUGUCAUGGUCGCUGCACUGUCACCAGUAUGGAGAACUUUCAUGUUGAUGUCAUUGGUUCAGGUCGGUCUUCGGUUGUUAGAGGAGGAAUAAUUGGUAGUGUUCUGAUGGCAGCUGUAGCUGCUGUUGGUUUGAUUUACUAUCGCUUUUGGAUCUACAGAAAUGACAUGGAGAAAAACAUGAAGGGAUGGCUUUUGGAUGAAGACCAUGUAUGAGGACAAGAAAGAUGGAGGUCCCAUUUAAUUAAAUUGCCAAAAACAUGUUUCUGCUUUUAUAAACCAGAAUGGGGAAAUGGGCUUGUGUUUUUGAGCUGUAAAAUUAUGAAAAAAUAUAAUAUAUUUUGUUAAUUUAUAAGGAAAUGUAUGUAUAUAUAAUCCAGGAGACUCAGCGGUCACCUUACCUGUUACUAUUAUGGUGUUUGCUUAUGAACCAGAACUUGAGUGUAUCGCAGGGAUUGUCUUUAAUUGCAUUUGUGUAACACACCAAACACUAUGUUGGAUGUUGCUAGAAUUAUCUGUAUUGAUUUAACAUCAGAACAUGGAGAAAUUUUUCAGCUGAUCUUCCCUAUGCAUAUACGUAUAUAUGUGUGUGUACGUAUAUAGAUGUUGCUGGAAUUAUCUGUACUGUUAAAGAACAUAAAAUAAACUUUAAAAUAUAUAAGUUCUUGUUUAUGUAUAUAAUAUAUUUUAUUUUCUGAGAUGAACAACACUACCGAUAUUGAUCUUGAUCGUGAUGAUGAUAAUGUCAUCAUAAAAGACAUUAAGUACCUAGUCUUAUAUCAUUUUCUUUUUCCCUAUUAUCAUGCACCUUUUUUGUUUCUUCAAAACAAUGUUUGUGUUAAUCAGCUCAGAGAAUUUGAAAUCCUGCCAGAAAAACACUUUCAGAGCCCGCUGGCUAAUUAAAAAGUGGUAAUCACUUUUGUAUUGAAUUUGAAUGUUUCAAAUGUUUGCAUUAUGAGCAUAUACUUUUUACUAAUAUAUUUUAGUUUAUUUUGAUGACAAUGUGAAUGGAUGUAACACAUUUUGUGUUGAUUUUAAAUAAACUGUUUACAUAUACAUUAUCAUUAUUUGUCAAUUAUAUUGACAUUAAAAAGAUUA